AUGAGAUACAUCCCUUUCCUCAGCGCAUUAGCUGCUUGUGCCUUUGAAAGUGCAAGGGCCAUCAGCGUCACUGGCGUAGCAGAAGGAUUUGCUAAAGGCGUCACUGGAGGCGGUAGUGCUACUCCAGUUUAUCCAUCUACCACCGCUGAACUGGUCUCGUAUCUGGGAGACUCGUCCGCCCGUGUGAUUGUCUUGGAUCGGACCUUUGAUUUCACGGGCACUGAAGGCACUACCACGUCUACUGGAUGUGCUCCUUGGGGCACUGCUUCGGCGUGUCAGCUCGCUAUCAACCAGAAUAACUGGUGUACCAACUACGAACCGGGUGCGCCAUCCGUCUCGGUGACAUAUGACAAUGCCGGUGUGCUCGGUAUCACUGUCGCCUCGCACAAGACACUCAUCGGCUCUGGUACUAGCGGCGUCAUCAAGGGCAAGGGUCUGCGGAUUGUCAGCGGUGCCAGCAAUAUCAUCAUCCAGAAUAUAGCCAUUACCGACAUCAACGCUAGAUACGUCUGGGGAGGUGAUGCCAUCACCUUAGACGGCGCUGAUAUGGUCUGGAUCGACCACGUUACGACCGCACGUAUCGGCCGUCAACAUCUAGUCCUCGGAACCACGGCCGACAACCGCGUGACCGUUUCCAAUUCCUACUUUAACGGCGUCACCUCACACAGCGCGACGUGUGAUGGCUACACUUACUGGGGUAUCUACCUCGAUGGCUCGAGUGAUCUCAUUACUUUCAAGGGAAACUACAUCUACCACUUCAGUGGCCGCAGCCCCAAGAUCCAGGGCAACACUUUGCUGCACGCAGUCAACAACUACUGGUACGACUCCACCGGCCACGCUUUCGAAAUCGGUACCGGCGGCAUGGUUCUCGCCGAGGGCAACGUGUUCCAAAACAUCAACACCAUCGUUGAAUCACCCCUAGACGGCCAGCUUUUCACCUCACCCGACGCAGCCACAAACGCCGUGUGUAGUACAUACCUGGGACGCGCCUGUAUGGCCAAUGGUUUCGGCAGCUCGGGGACAUUUAAUAAAGCUGAUACUGCUUUCUUGGCCAAUUUCAAGGGGAAGAACACCGCCAGUGCUGCUGCGUAUACUAAUAUACAGCGCACGGUACCGUCCAGCGCUGGACAGGGUACUAUCUGA
Molecule: messenger RNA, 1143 nt
Organism: Talaromyces marneffei
Lineage: Eukaryota; Fungi; Ascomycota; Eurotiomycetes; Eurotiales; Trichocomaceae
Exons: 6
Coding region: 1-1143 (380 amino acids)
Molecular function (GO): pectate lyase activity
Source: RefSeq, a predicted model, not a curated record